Messenger RNA from Plectropomus leopardus (leopard coralgrouper), 5204 nucleotides. It is a transcript of the gene fbxo38, whose product is annotated as F-box protein 38. Gene Ontology annotation, biological process: SCF-dependent proteasomal ubiquitin-dependent protein catabolic process; protein K48-linked ubiquitination. Gene Ontology annotation, molecular function: protein binding. The record is from RefSeq and is a predicted model, not a curated record. Gene Ontology annotation, cellular component: cytoplasm; nucleus. Lineage: Eukaryota; Metazoa; Chordata; Actinopteri; Perciformes; Serranidae.
GAGCGCAACAUGAGCGCAACUCAGUGUUUAGCAAAUCACUCCCAGGAUGGCUGAAGAGACACAACACCGCGGCUAGGCUCGAGAAAUGCCGAACUAAAGUUCAUGCUCAGGAAAUAGAGCCUCCAGGCUGCAGGAGGGAGAAAGUGCGGUGUGUGUAUGUGUGUGCGUGUAAACCUGGGCCGUGACGCACAAGUGAUGGGUCCGAGGAGGAAGGCUUCUAAACUCCAGCCUGUAUUGGGCAGCAGUGGAGGGGAACUGGUCCUGAGACCUACUGAGCCCAAAGACUACAUCAAUGAGCUGUCCCAUGAAGUCCUCUGUCAUAUAUUCAGGUAUCUUCCCAUGAAGGACAUUAUGUGUAUGGAAUGUUUGUCGAGAAAGCUUCGGGAAGCUGUAACUCUGUACCUGCGAGUGGUCAAGGUAGUGGAUCUGUGCGCUGGUCGGUGGUGGGAGUAUAUGCCUUCAGGCUUCACAGACAGCAGCUUUCUGCUCCUUUUGAAGAAGAUGCCAGAUCUGGAGCAGCUCUAUGGCCUCCACCCACGAUACCUUGAGAGGAGACGAGUCAGAGGCUACGAGGCUUUCAGUAUUCCCGGAGUUCUGGAGGCACUGCAGGCUUGUCCCAAUCUGCUGGGUGUGGAGACGUCCCAUCUGGAGCUGGUGGAGGCCAUAUGGAACUACAUGCCCCAGGUUCAUAUAUUGGGAAAGUUCCGCAACCGUAAUGGGGCUUUUCCCAUUCCUGCGGAGAACAAACUGACCAUCCCCAUAACUGCAAAGAUCCAGACCCUUCAUCUUGUGGGUGUGAAUGUCCCGGAGAUCCCGUGUGUGUCCAUGCUGCGCCACCUUUACCUGAAGUGGGUUCGUCUCACCAAACCUCAGCCGUUUAAGGACUUCCUGUGUGUGAGCCUGAGGACCUUUGUCAUGCGGAACUGUGCAGGGCCAACCAACUCGCUCAAAUAUGUUCCCUUGGUUACUGGUCUGGCAUCAGCCCGGAACCUGGAGCAGCUGGAGCUGGUGAGAGUGCCCUUCCUGGGAGGGCUGAUCCAACAUGUGGUGGAGGACAGCUGGAGGUCAGGGGGAUUUCGUAACCUUCACACCAUUGUGUUUGGAGCCUGUAAGAACGCUCUGGAAGUGGACUUGGGCUACCUCAUCAUCACUGCUGCUCGCAGGCUUCAUGAGCUGCGUAUCCAGCCCUCGCUGACUAAAGAUGGAGUCUUCUCAGCUCUCAAAAUGGCUGAACUAGAGUUUCCUCAGUUUGAGACGCUUCAUCUGGGAUACGUGGAUGAGUUCCUGCUGCAAUGUAAGAUGAGCCAUUCGGAGCUGGUGAAGUACGGUCUGGCUGAUGUCAUCGAGAACCCGGGCAUCAUCACUGAUAUCGGCAUCAAGGUGGUGAACGAGGUGUUCACUAACAUUAAAUACCUGCUCAUCUACAACUGUCCUCACCUGCAUAACCCUCACCACUGGAUCACAGAUCAGUCCAGAUGGAGUCGUCUUGUUGAUCUCACUCUGGUUCGCUGUCAUGCCAUCAAAUUGGAAUCCUUCUCCCAGUUCAUCGAGUUACUGCCCAGUCUGGAGUUUAUCUGUCUGGACCAGAUGUUUAGAGAACCACCCAAGGGCUGUGCCAGGGUGGGCCUGAGUGCAGGAACUGGGAUUGGCGUGUCCUCUGCACUGGUCAGCAACCAAAACUCCAACAAUGACAAUGAUAACAACAACAAUCACCACCACCACAACAAUGAGGCGAACCUGCCUCCCCCUCCUCCACCUGUCAACAACAACAUCAACAACAACAACCAAAGACAACAACAGCAGCAGCAACAACAUAAUGCACCUGUAGAGGUAAAUGGGCUGGAGGAUGAAGAGGAAGAGGAAGAGGAGGAGCUGAUAAUGGAGGAGGAGAACAUUGAGGCCGAGCCUCACAUGGAGCUGAAAGGAGCAGGAGGGGAGGUGAGAGCUACAGAAGCUGAUGUGGCUCCAGGGCCCAGUCGUCCCGCUGGAACAUCACAACCUCCUGAUGAGGAGCAAGCAGGUCCCAGUGGUUUAGUCCAGCAGUGCAGACCAGCUGGUGCUGCUGUUCCCAAGCCCCCGCUGGUCAUCUCCGACUCUGACAGUGAGGAAGAAGAGGGCCUUGUUUCGAGGCUAAUGCCAACUUCCUGUUUGCAGCAGCCAGCCUCCUGUACAGAAGGUAAAGGAAAGACUCCUCUGAGGCGCAGCAACAAUGUGGCUGUAUCAGUAGCGGUGUCGGCGGACCACACCAGGGCUCAGGUGUUAGAGAGCAGCUGUGAGAAGAGCUGCCAGGUGACCAGUGAACAGAUCAAGGCAGACAUGAAGGCAGCUGCUGAGAGCAGCAGAAGGACUAGUGCUAAAGGAGUUGCUACUGAGACUGUGGAUACUACUGCGAGACCUGGGGCCGACAGUGGGACAGUACGGGGCCCUGGGAGUGCUGGGGCAACAGCAAGGACCACAGUGAGACCAGUGCCUGGAUCUGUGGGCAGGGCUGGACUUGCAACACCCACAUCCAGGCAGGUGGGUGGAUGUGGGAGAGUGGUGGCAGGGACCUCCCACAGAGCAACCACAACCACUGACAGAGCAACAGCAACCAGCAGGACUCAUGAGAGCACAGAGGGCCCCUCUGGACCACAGGCUGGGGUCAGUAGCAGCAGGGAGACUGGGGCGAGGCAGAGCUGUGGACCUGCCUGUGCGGACAGUGUGGAGCCCAGAGGUGCUGCUGUGAACCAUGUCUCCAGAAGACCAGCACCGCAGGCUGGACAGGGACAGAGACAAGUUGCCCCUGCUGGUUCUACCCCUGCUGGAUCUGCCUCUGCUGGAUCUUCCCCUGCUGGGUCUAACUCUGCUACUGCUUCAGUUGCACAGCAGGCUCAGGCCAGAGAUGAGAACUUUGUCCCUAGACGACCUUUGACCCGAUCUUGCACUCGUAUGUCCUCUGUGUCCCUGAUAACUGAGACAGAUCUUUCAAUAGCCAGGCCUCGAGUAGCAGUGAGGAGGAAACGAAUGGCUGACAAAUCAACCAGCACCUCAGACCCGGUCACUGAGGACGACCACGUACAGAUUUUGUCUCUGAAGAGUAAGAACCUGGUGGGCAUCACACUGACCAACUGUGGAAUCACUGACCUGGUCCUCAAAGACUGCCCCAAGAUGAUGUUCAUUCAUGCCACCAGAUGUCGAGUGCUGAAGCAGCUGCGAGUAGAAAGCGCCCCCAUAGUGAACAGGUUUGAUUACGCUCAGUGUAAGAAGCUGGACAUGGAACAGGUGCUGGAUCAGAUACUGAGGAUGCCUCCUGAGAGGAACCGCAUAAUCUACAUGCGUCCUAUGCACCAGAUUGACUCAGUAGCGUUGGAGCGUCAGCUCUUCCAGGGGCCCUACCCCUAUCACAUAGCUAUAGUGCAUGAGUUCAGCAACCCUCCAAAUAUACGCAACAAGGUUCGCAUUCGCAGCUGGAUGGACACCAUCGCCAACAUUAGCCAAGAGUUGAUCAAGUAUGAGUUUUUCCCAGAGGCCACUAGGACAGACGAAGAUGUGAAGAAGUAUCCCAAAUACCCGUGGGGUCGGGACAUCUACACACUGGAGGGAGUGGUGGAUGGCGCUCCCUACAGCAUGAUAACAGACUUCCCCUGGCUGCGGACUCUAAGAGCAGCUGAUCCAAACAGCUAUGCCCGCUACGACUUUGAGGACGAUGAAAGCACCACCAUCUACGCACCGCGACGGAAAGGCCAGCUGUCAGCCGACAUCUGCAUGGAGACCAUCGGCGAAGAGAUCUCGGAGCGCCGACAGAGCAAAAGAGGAGUGUUUCAGAGAGUGGUGGUCCUGUUCCUCCAUCACUGUGACACACCAGGAGAACCUGUUGAUGAUGACUACAUCUGAAGACCACACACACUCCUCUGUCCAUCCCAUCAGGAGACCUGCUGCAGCACUGCCCGAGCUUCUCACUCAGUAUGCUUUUCAUGGUUUUAUUUGGGAACAAGACAUAGAGAUGUCAGGUCUGUUGGGAUGACGGUCACAACAUAGUCUAAGGCUGUAUUUGUUAUUAUAUAAGCAAGGUGUUAAAGCAUGUAUGAGCACCUUAGAAGCAUUAAUUCUCAAAUAAAAGCAGAGAAAAAGACAAAUAUUGAGAUGGUGAAAGUUAUGGCUUAAAUGGUAAAUUCAGGACAUACAUUUCCAUUUAGUCAGUAAAAAAUGAUCAUGAUGUAGUUAGAAAUUAAGGCCUGUCCCUAAUAGUCCUGUUUCAAGUAAAAGCGAUUAUUAAGAGCAUAAGCCCAGCUGGCUGCACAGGGAGUGUUUUCAGCCGCGUGUCUUCUAUGACGCAGAGAAGCACUCUGCUGUAGUGAUGGUCUGAUCUCUCACCUGUCCACUGCCACAGUCCGCCUACCUCUGUAUCACACAAGACCAGUCACAGACAGAAAUGGCCUUAGACAGAAAUGUCAAAGAAAAUCUUUCUGAAUCUCCUUGAUUCAGUUUGAAGAGUGUUCUUUGGAGGGUUUUUUGUUUCUUUUCAUGUGCAGAAGAGCUGGUAGCUCUGGAUGGUUGACAGUAUGUGUCUUAGCUUUGCAUUUUACCUCAGCAAACACCAAAUGGUGAAGAAACAAAAAUAUGUUGAGUCCAUAAAGAACAGUUGCAGAUUAUUCCCUGCAGCUGAUUUUCAUAUAAAGUAUCAGUCCUCUUUGCAUGUUAAGGAUUUGGGAUACAGAGAGAAAGCCCUGCUGCAAGGAAACUCCUGUUGAAAAUAAUGGAUACGUUGACAGCGUGCCCCAAACCGCAUAAAAAUCACAAACCUCCCAUACAAAUCCAACAUGCUUUACAUGGCUUUGUUAUGUUGAGAUGCUAAAGUUACCGCUGACUGAGCAGCAUUAUGGGAGCCAACAGAACUGCUGCAGUUCUGACCUUUCCAAAUGACCGAAAACAUGCUUUUGGUUGAAUAGUUCAGCCCUGGUCUCACAUGUUUAAAACUAUAAGAAUGAGCACAACCGAAGCUUAUUCAGCAGCCUUCCUCUCUAUCAUCACCAUCAUAAAAAACUGGGCAAACCCAUACCCUGAAAAAAUGUUGGCAUUGUAGAUUUCUGCAAACACCAGGUCUGUUAUCUUUGCAUGUUAUAGUUGUGGUUAGAAAAAGAUCAUGUUUUGGCUUGAAACACUUGGAUUAAGGGGUACUAUCCCUGCUUAAGCUUUUCAGACUAAUAAAUAUAUGAAAAAAGUAA